UCCAGGCAGCCUGUUGAAUACAGUUAACCUAGCGUGCGCAUUUUUCUUUCUCUUUUAGGGUAAAAGCGUAACGUUACAGAUAAUUUCAAAUACGUGUCAAUGUCAAGUAAACCUUUCUAAUGCUAUUUGAACGAAAUAAUGCUCGGCAAACGAGCCAAGCCGCUCGCCUGAACUGAAACAAUACCUUUAGCCCGUGAAGCAGGAGUCAAAAACCUUUUUCCACUAUGUUAAAAUUCAGCUUCAGGAGGGAGAAGGACAAGGAGUUUAAGCAUAUAGCUCAUGGUUUGAUCCCUGCCGCCUCCAUUGCUCCCAAGCCUGCUGUGCCUCGCACCCCGCCCCCUCGCAGCCCAAACCCCUCACCUGAGAGACCCAGAUCAGCCUUAGCAGCAGCCAUCUUGUCUUCUACGCUCACUGGACAAACAUGGGCCAUCCCCCCUGUCCGGCCGAGAUCUUUCUCUGAGAGUGGCCUUUCAGAGUCUUUCAUAUCUGAACCAAACAUCAGCACAGCACUUUUCAACAGAGACAGAUGGUCAGAAGAUUUGGCGAGCCGACCACGCCUGUCCUCCCCUGACCAUUCAGAGGAGGAGUUGGAAGACAAGGAAGAGGAGGUGGAGAGUGAAGAGGACAGGGAAGAACAUGUUUACCAAACUCUUGACAGAGGGAAUAAUUGUUCAAUCACAGAACCAGUCUAUUCCCGGCCACUAAAACAUAAGAACAGUACACCCCAGUUUUUUCAGAUGUCUGGCAGAAGAGGGCCUUCUCCAGAUUUCUCUGAGGAAAGCAGUUUCCAGCCUCCUGAAGCCAGCGGGGAUUCUUCCAAGAAGAAAGCCUGUGUCAGGAGGAGCCUUGGAAGUCGGAAAGAAGAUGUGCCGGCUGCGCUACCCAUCCUAACCACUGCCCAUUCCAGCCAAGCUAAAAACCCAAAACACCCGACCCGGCUGUCUCCAGAGCCCAGCAAGUCAUGCGAUGAGGUGCACAGGGAGGUAGCGUGGGCCUUGCCAGAGAAAAACACAAGGAUGGUAGAUGAACAAAAGAUUCUGGAGGAGAGGCUGCAACGGCUGGAGCAAGAGAUCAAUAACGGCCAAGCCGCAUCAAACGCCAGGUUAUCAGCAGGCACUCAGGCAGAGCUACUGAAUUUGAGGCAACACGCUCAGGAGCUGGUGGAUGAAAAUGACGCCCUCAAAUUGACAGUUCACCGCCUGAACGUUGAGCUGAGCCGUUACCAAACCCACUUCAGACCAUUGUCCAAACAGGAGGGCUCCAGAAUCAGUGGCUUACCAAAGACAGGGUCUCCUCCUCCCUGGCUGCUUGACAUGAAGUAUUUAUCUCCUCUGCUGCUGGCCUAUGAAGACAGGAUGAACGAGAAAGAUGCACUUCUGCAAACUACUGAGGAGGAGGUGAAGAGGUUGCGUGUUCAUGUAGAGGAGGUGGUAAAAGAAAAUGAGAGACUCCAUGAUGAAAUUGCAAAGAUCGGAGGGGUCGGCCAGAAGAACUGUCAUCAGCUACAACAACAGGCCCUUCUGGUUCUGCAGGAGAAUCAGGUUCUGAUUGAUCAGCUCGAGGCUCAGCAUGUUAAGGCGAAGGCCAGCCACAGCAGACAUCAGUCCGAAGUUUCCAAGGUGUCUAAGCAACUAAUAUUGUUAGAGGUGGAAAAGCAGCGUUUGCAGGAAGGCCUGCAAGAGAGCAGGAGGGAGGCUCAGAACAAUGGGAAAGAAUUACAAAUUCUGCAGGUCCGCCUGAAGGACGCCAUCACCUGGGACGAACACUGCAACAUCGCUGGGAAACUCAGACGACAAUCGGAGCAGCAAGACAGUAAGAAUAAAAGUGAGACAGACGAGUUGCUUAUCAGAUUGUCCACCCUGCAAGAGGAGAAUAGGAGUCUGGCUCUGGACAAAGCCAACCUGACUGCUGAUCUAAAGACAAUGGAGGCUGAGUGGGAACUCACCAAACAAGCCAACAGGAAGGCAGAGAGGAGGAUGAGUGUAUUGAAGAGACAGAAAGAAGAGUGUGUGGUGAAAGAGGAGAAGACUCGGCAUUACAUUGGAGCUGUCAUUUCUGUGGCGGAGCAGAUUUCCCAGGAGAGAGACCAACUAAUACAGAUGGCUUCGGUUCUUCAGCAGGAAAAGCAGGGAUUCGUCAGCAGGAUUCUGAAUGGCACAGUUCGAUUCGGAAAACUACAGGAAGAAGUCAAAGUGUACCGGAGGCAGGCAUCAACCAGACUCGCAGUGUUGGAGGAGGCAGCAGAGGGGAGGACAGCUUCUUACCAGAGGGAGAUCCUUCACCUGCAGAAGCUGCUAAGAGAAAGACAGGACGCUGAGGAGAGACUGCUGCAGUCCAAACGAGAAGUAGAGGAAGAGCUGGAGGUGGUGUGGCAGGCAGCAACCAGGGAGAACCAGCAGAUGAGGGAGACUCUUUUGGACUCGAGGCCCACUGCGGAGCUCCCCAGCAGUGUCCCUUCUGGCUGGCCUUCUCAGGCUCCGGAUGAAGCCACUACAUCCACCCGACAUCAAGCACACAGCUCCGGGCUUCUCCUCUUCACCUCUCAUGAAAGCCCUGGUCUGAAGAGAAGGUCCAUAUUUAAAACUGACUCAGAUCACCAAAACAACUCCUUGGACGAGAAGCAAAAGCAUGGGCUGGAUUUCUAUUGCUAAGAUUCUUGGAGCCAUAAACGUAUAAAUGUCCACUCAUAAUGGCAACAUAGACUGGGUAGAUAACUGCAUUAGUUACAGUUCUGAAUAUGCCAACGUACAGGCAUCUUUCCUAAACUUGCACCAUCCUUUGUAAGAAGCUCAUAACUGUAUUUAAAUACAUUGUAAGCUCCUCUGGUGGAAGCCUGUAUGGACAGUGAAGGGGAGGCUAUAGUAUUCUGGGUAAAUUCACUUCAAACUGGGUUUGGACACAAGGAUUGCAGUAAAACAUAUAAUACACUGGAAGGGGAAACAAAUCAUAAUUAAACAGCUCACUUUACAACACAGCUCAGUUUUGACAAUGUGGCCAAAUAUACCUGACAUCAGUCUGGAUAUUCAGGAAGACAUUUUAUAAAGAUGUGUUAUCUAUUUGGGUUUUAUAGACCCUGCCAUAUAUAAUAGAUGAACAAUUUCAACCCACUAGUGGAGAAAGUAGCAUUAUUUAGCUUGAUUAAGGCUAUUGUAUCUUAAAGAACAUAGCCAACGCUGCAACCUGCUGGGCACAGAUGGUAAUGGUAUUAUCAUGGUCACAGUGGUUCAUGGUACUGAACAGGCAGACAAGGAAAAGCUACAGGUACAUGAGUAUGUUCAAAAUGAUCAAAACAACAGUGACUGAUUUAGAAGAGAUACUGUUGAUGUUUUUAUAAGCUUGUUUUGAAAAUAAUAAAAAUACAAUAAAAAAGGUUAAACAAGUGUUAGAAUCAAAUAAGUCUUUGCACAAAGAAUGCACAUCUAUUUAUAUAUGCUUGGCUCUAUUUUACUACCUUUUUUUAACUAUCAGUUUAUAUUUUGCCACGGGCCUGAUUUAGCUGAAUUUGUUAACUGAUUCUGACUUGCAAUUAAAUCUGCUUUAUAC
This is a messenger RNA of Cottoperca gobio, 3543 nucleotides long. RefSeq names its product centrosomal protein 89 (gene cep89). Gene Ontology annotation, biological process: mitochondrion organization; cilium assembly; chemical synaptic transmission. The record is from RefSeq and is a predicted model, not a curated record. Lineage: Eukaryota; Metazoa; Chordata; Actinopteri; Perciformes; Bovichtidae. Gene Ontology annotation, cellular component: centriole; ciliary transition fiber. The coding region runs from base 225 to 2651 and encodes 808 amino acids. The transcript is spliced from 18 exons.